Messenger RNA from Exophiala aquamarina CBS 119918, 1077 nucleotides. RefSeq lists its product as uncharacterized. NCBI's taxonomy places the organism in Eukaryota, Fungi, Ascomycota, Eurotiomycetes, Chaetothyriales, Herpotrichiellaceae. Gene Ontology annotation, molecular function: NAD binding; oxidoreductase activity, acting on the CH-OH group of donors, NAD or NADP as acceptor. The record is from RefSeq and is a predicted model, not a curated record. The transcript has a single exon. The coding region runs from base 1 to 1077 and encodes 358 amino acids.
AUGGCACCCAAAGGCGACACCAUCAAACUCGCCAUCCUGGACGACUAUGCCUCCAUCGCAACAACACACUUCUCGCCACUGCAGAAAUCACACCCAAACCUCGAAAUCCACAGCUUCCCAACAACCCUCAACGCGAAGCUCGAGCCCGAACAUGCCGAGCUCAUCUCACGCCUCUCACCCUUCACCAUCAUCUCAUCAAUGCGGGAACGCACCCAGUUCCCACGCUCGGUGCUCAGCGGGCUCCCGAACCUCAAACUCCUCAUCACGACGGGGAUGCGCAACGCGGCGAUCGACGUGGCGGCCGCGACGGAGCUCGGCAUCACGGUCGUGGGCACGACGGGCAAACGCAACGCGGCGCCGGGCUACGAUGCGACGAACGAGCAGGCCUGGACGCUGAUCCUGGGGCUCGCCAAGGACGUGGUCGGCGGCGACGCCAGCAUCACGGCGAGCGCGGACGGGCUGGGGUGGCAAACGGGACUGGUGAGCUCGCUGGGCGGUAAGACCCUGGGGCUGCUGGGCCUCGGGAAGCUGGGCACCCAGGCCGCCGUGACGGGCAAGCUGGGGUUUGGCAUGGACGUCCUCGCGUGGAGUAGCAGCCUCACGCAGGACAAGGCCGACGCGGCGGCCGAGUCGCGCGGCUUGCCGAAGGGCAGUUUCCGCGUGGCGGCCUCGAAGGAGGAGCUGUUCCGGUCGGCGGACGUGCUUAGUGUGCAUUACGUGCUCUCGGCCCGGUCGAGGGGCAUCGUGGGCAGCAAGGAGCUGGAGAUGAUGAAGCCCUCUGCCAUCCUGGUGAAUACCUCGCGGGGCCCGUUGGUGGAGCAGAUGGAUCUGAUUGCGGCGCUGGAGCAGGGCCGUUUGAGGGGCGUCGGCCUGGAUGUUUUUGAGACCGAACCCCUGCCCAAGGACAGCCCCUGGCGGAGGACGAAGUACUGGGGCCAACAGGGCCGCAGCCGAGUCCUUUUGUCUCCGCACAAUGGAUAUGUCGAGGAGGAGACUAUGAAUUCCUGGUAUGCUCAGCAGGCUGAGACGGUGAAGAGUUGGAUCGAGGGCGGAGAGUUGCUAAGGAAGAUUGAGUAG